Molecule: messenger RNA, 1769 nt
Organism: Budorcas taxicolor (takin)
Lineage: Eukaryota; Metazoa; Chordata; Mammalia; Artiodactyla; Bovidae
Gene: ARHGAP19
Product: Rho GTPase activating protein 19
Exons: 12
Coding region: 1-1479 (492 amino acids)
Biological process (GO): regulation of small GTPase mediated signal transduction; signal transduction
Cellular component (GO): cytoplasm
Molecular function (GO): GTPase activator activity
Source: RefSeq, a predicted model, not a curated record
AUGGCGACUGAGGCGCAGAGUGAAGGGGAGGUGCCAGCCCGGGAGCCUGGCCGGAGUGAAGCUAUCUGCAAUUUUGUUAUCUGCAAUGACUCUUCCCUUCAAAGUCAGCCCAUUAUCUUCAAUCCUGACUUUUUUGUGGAGAAGCUCCGGCAUGAGAAACCCGAGGUGUUCACUGAGCUGGUGGUCAGCAAUAUUACAAGACUUAUCGAUCUGCCUGGAACCGAGCUGGCUCAGCUGAUGGGAGAAGUAGACCUUAAGUUGCCUGGCGGGGCGGGCCCAGCAUCAGGAUUCUUCCGGUCUCUAAUGUCUCUCAAGCGAAAGGAAAAAGGAGUAGUAUUUGGAUCCCCACUGACAGAGGAAGGCAUUGCCCAGAUAUACCAACUAAUUGAAUAUCUACACAAGAACUUACGAGUAGAGGGUUUGUUUAGAGUACCAGGGAAUAGUGUCCGGCAGCAGAUUUUAAGAGAUGCUCUCAAUAAUGGAACUGAUAUUGACUUGGAAUCAGGGGAGUUUCACUCAAAUGACGUUGCUACCUUGCUGAAGAUGUUUCUAGGAGAGUUACCUGAGCCCCUGCUGACACAUAAACAUUUUCACGCACACCUCAAAAUUGCUGAUUUGAUGCAGUUUGAUGAUAAAGGAAACAAGACCAAUGUACCAGAUAAGGAACGGCAAAUCGAGGCUCUUCAGUUGCUCUUCCUCAUUCUCCCUCCACCCAAUCGUAACUUGCUGAAGUUACUGCUUGAUCUCCUGUACCAGACAGCAAAGAAACAAGACAAGAAUAAGAUGUCCGCCCAUAACCUUGCCCUUAUGUUUGCACCUCAUGUCUUAUGGCCAAAAAAUGCCACUGCAAAUGACCUUCAAGAGAAUAUCUCAAAAUUAAAUGAUGGGAUGGCUUUUAUGAUUAAACACUCUCAGAAACUUUUUAAGGCUCCUGCUUAUAUUCGGGAAUGUGCCAGAUUGCACUAUUUGGGUUCCAGAACUCAAGCAUCAAAGGAUGAUCUUGAUCUGAUAGCUUCAUGUCAUACCAGGUCUUUCCAACUGGCAAGAUCUCAAAAAUGGAACCGGGUAGAUUUCUGCUCUCAUCAGGAGGAGACCCACCAGCGUACGGAAGAGGCACUAAGAGAAUUGUUCCAACACGUUCACAAUAUGCCAGAGUCGGCAAAGAAGAAACAGCUCAUUAGACAGUUUAAUAAGCAUUCUGGGACCCAGACACCGGGACGCGAGCCUUCUACUCCCCCGGCGCGGAAAAGGGCUCGCUCUCGGUCCUUCAGUGGCCUCAUCAAGCGGAAGGUCCUGGGAAAUCAGAUGAUGUCAGAAAAGAAAAACAAGUACCCUACUCCGGAUUCUGUAGCCAUUGGUGAAUUGAAGAGAGCCAGCAAAGAAAAUAUGGACUUAUUAUUUUCUGGCUCUCCAGCUGUCAUGAUGACACCAACAAGACUGAAAUGGCCUGAGGGGAAGAAAGAGGGGAAAAAAGCCUAGGAUUCUUCUGAAGGAUCCAGAGUUUUCCUGUUGUCCACCCAGAAUUCUUUCUUCUGUGGGCCACGGGCCGUGACCACCCACAGAAAAGCUGGGACUUGCAGCUCGCUUGCUGCGUGUUGAAUUGUGAAAGCCAACUAAUCCUGUGACUCAGCUGAUACCUCUAACCUCACUCAGCGGAGAUGUCUGCAGAUUCUGCCUACUAAACCGGUCCUAGCGACUCUCUCUCUCUUUAAAAAAAAUGUUCUGGGGAAACCACUAAACAGCCAAACCAGCUUACACACAGCACAAUC